CCCUUUUGGCUUUUUCCUCAGCUGGGAGACGCUCGCUUGCAAGUCCUCCAUGAUGCUCGGAGCAGUUAAAAUGGAAGGACACGAACACACCGACUGGAGCACCUACUACGCAGAGCCCGAGUGUUACACCUCCGUUGGCAACAUGAACGCCGGCCUGGGCAUGAACACGAUGAACACCUACAUGAGCAUGUCCGGGAUGAGCACUUCGGCCAACAUGUCGGCCAACUCCAUGAACAUGUCCUACGUCAACACCGGCAUGAGCCCCAGCAUGACCGGGAUGUCCCCGGCGGGCGCCGGCCCCAUGAACGGCAUGGGAGCCGCCGGCAUGACGGCAAUGAGCGCGGCCCUGAGCCCCAGCAUCAGCCCCAUGACCGGGCAGCCGGCCUCCAUGAACGCGCUGACAUCCUACAGCAACAUGAACACCAUGAGUCCCAUCUACGGGCAAUCCAACAUUAACCGCUCCAGAGACCCCAAAACCUACCGCAGGAGCUACACGCACGCCAAGCCGCCUUACUCCUACAUCUCACUCAUCACCAUGGCCAUCCAGCAGUCGCCCAGUAAGAUGCUGACGCUGGCCGAGAUCUACCAGUGGAUCAUGGACCUCUUCCCCUUUUACCGGCAGAACCAGCAGCGUUGGCAGAACUCCAUCCGCCACUCGCUGUCCUUCAACGACUGCUUCCUUAAAGUGCCCCGGUCGCCGGACAAGCCCGGCAAAGGCUCCUUUUGGACUCUCCACCCGGACUCGGGGAACAUGUUCGAGAACGGCUGCUACCUGCGCCGCCAGAAGCGCUUCAAGUGCGACAAGAAGAUGUCCGGGGCCAAAGAGUCCGGACGCGGCAAGGGGGGCGCAGGUGGCGACGGUUCGUCGAACAGCAGCUCGGAGAGCUGCAACGGCAACGAGUCGCCGCACUCCAACUCGUCGGCGGGCGAGCACAAGCGGGCCAUGUCGGACAUGAAGGCGAGCCAGGCUCUGAGCCCGGAGCACGCCGCCUCCGUCGCCGCCGCCGCGGCCGCCGCGGCCGCCGCCGCCGCUGCCGCCGCCAUCUCGUCCCCGGUGGGACAGGGCCAGCACCUCCUCUCCCAGCACCACUCUGUCCUGCAGCAGGCCCACGACGUGCACCUCAAGCCUGAGCACCACUACUCCUUCAACCACCCGUUCUCCAUCAACAACCUCAUGUCCUCGGAGCAGCAGCACCACCACCAUCAUCACCACCACAAAAUGGACCUCAAGACUUACGAGCAGGUCAUGCAUUACUCGGGCUACGGCUCUCCCAUGACCAGCGCCCUCUCCAUGGGCUCCAUGGCGGGGAAGGCUGGCCUGGAGUCCUCCUCCAUACCUGACUCCUCUUACUACCAAGGAGUUUAUUCCAGGCCCAUCAUGAACUCCUCAUAAACGGACUUCGAUCUCAACGUGUACAUUUGUAACAUAAAUAAAUGAAUAAAAUGGAAAAAUAUAAAAUUUGUGUUCAAUAAGUAUUUCAAAUAUUUUCCUCCCAUCGUUUGAGUUGACGAGUUUGUUAGUAGCCCUUUCAUUGUUCAUAAUCCGUGAGGCUGACUGAUAAUGUGACCUGUUCUGAUGUCUGCUGCAGGAUUGAACUCCAAAGAAAACAAAACAUUAAACAAACAAAAACAAAGAGAGGGGAAAAAAGACCUGUAAAAUAAACCACAUUUGCUUAUUUGGACUCCAGGACUGAAUUUCAAAACCUUAUGGAUUUCAUCAAUCAUUUGUGUAAUUGCUAUUUAUGACUUGUAUAUGUGUAUUCUUGUAGUGAC
Messenger RNA from Syngnathoides biaculeatus (alligator pipefish), 1773 nucleotides. RefSeq names its product forkhead box A2 (gene foxa2). Bases 50 to 1393 code for a protein of 447 amino acids. Lineage: Eukaryota; Metazoa; Chordata; Actinopteri; Syngnathiformes; Syngnathidae. The record is from RefSeq and is a predicted model, not a curated record. Gene Ontology annotation, molecular function: transcription factor binding; DNA-binding transcription factor activity, RNA polymerase II-specific; protein domain specific binding. The transcript has 2 exons. Gene Ontology annotation, biological process: anatomical structure morphogenesis; cell differentiation; regulation of transcription by RNA polymerase II.